Messenger RNA from Arachis stenosperma, 2704 nucleotides. Its product is annotated as serine/threonine-protein kinase BSK3-like. Gene Ontology annotation, molecular function: ATP binding; protein binding; protein kinase activity. The transcript has 11 exons. NCBI's taxonomy places the organism in Eukaryota, Viridiplantae, Streptophyta, Magnoliopsida, Fabales, Fabaceae. The record is from RefSeq and is a predicted model, not a curated record. Gene Ontology annotation, biological process: brassinosteroid mediated signaling pathway; protein phosphorylation. The coding region runs from base 779 to 2257 and encodes 492 amino acids.
CACCAUCUUUCUUUUUCUUCUGCUCUUCACACACAACCCUCAGAUCUUUCAGUUCAGCUUCGAGUUCCCAACUAGCUGCCAAUAUUUUUCCAUUUCUCAUUUGAUUUUGCUCAUUAAAAAGAAAAAGCAAAUUUUCAUUUUUGGGGUUUAAUGUUUUUACUUGAUCUGUUUGGAAGUUGGAACUAAGAAGUGGUGAUUUCGGGAAAAUGCUGAGUUUAUGAGGAGAAAUGGUUAUUGGGGUUUGUUUGGAUCCAGGAAAAGGCUUACACUUUUCAAUUUGCAAAACGAGGGUCCUUGUUUCCAAAAUGUGGAUCUUGUAAAAGCUGUUGACUUUGAUCAACAAAGAAAAAUAAGAGAAAGAGAAAAAAAGGAGCAACAUUUUCCUUUUUUCUUUCCAGCUCAAGGUGGUUCAACUUAGAAGAAGCUUAAAGGUUAAGUAGCUUUUUGAAGUAGGAUGAAAAAGUACUGUGUGUAUGUAUAUUUAUAUGUUGAAGACUUGACUUGAGUUGCAUUUCUGGGGUUGUUGAGUAACUGAGUUGACUCUGAAACCAGAUAAGAAGUGAUUUGCAGACAGUUCUAGCUCCAACAUCUUACUACAUGAGAUUAGGAAAAACAAGUUAAAGACCAUGAUUGAAGUAUCUCGAGGCAGCGAAUAAGGUUUUGUUAGACUUCUGGUGGAGUGAAGGGGACUUGCUAUUUUUAGACACAUUUGGAAAAGGCACAUUAUUGAAAGUGGAAGAAGCUUUUGUUAAUUCAAGGUUGACUUGUGCAUCUCAGAAUGGGGAUUCAGUGCUCCAGAUUCUUUCCAUGUUGUAUGAAUUCACAAGUUAAGGCAUCUGUUCCUGAAACUCCAGAUGCCGAAAAUGAGGACACAAGUGAGGUCAGUAACUGGCCUAUGUUCUGUGAAUUUUCUCUAGAGCAACUUAAGAAUGCUACCUCUGGUUUUGCUGUUGAGAAUAUUGUAUCCGAACAUGGAGAGAAGGCACCAAAUGUUGUUUAUAAAGGGAAGCUGGAGAAUCAAAUGAGGAUUGCCGUUAAACGAUUCAACAGAAAUGCUUGGCCUGAUUCUCGGCAGUUUUUGGAGGAAGCAAGAUCGGUUGGUCAGCUUCGGAACCAGAGACUAGCAAAUUUGCUUGGUUGUUGUUGUGAAGGAGAUGAAAGGUUGCUUGUGGCCGAAUAUAUGCCCAAUGAAACACUUGCAAAGCACCUUUUCCAUUGGGAAACACAACCCAUGAAAUGGGCAAUGCGGCUAAGAGUUGUUCUACAUCUUGCACAAGCUCUAGAGUACUGUACAAGUAAAGGGCGAGCACUCUAUCACGACCUUAAUGCAUAUCGGGUUCUAUUUGAUGAGGAUGGUAAUCCUAGGCUUUCGAGUUUCGGCCUCAUGAAAAAUAGUAGGGAUGGGAAAAGUUACAGCACAAAUUUGGCAUUUACCCCUCCGGAGUAUCUCAGAACUGGGAGAGUAACACCGGAAAGUGUGAUUUAUAGCUUUGGCACUCUUUUGCUGGACCUUCUUAGUGGGAAGCAUAUCCCCCCAAGUCAUGCCCUUGAUUUGAUUCGGGACAGAAAUCUUCAGAUGCUAACAGAUUCUUGUUUGGAAGGGCAAUUUUCUGAUGAUGAUGGGACUGAGUUGGUGCGGUUAGCAUCACGGUGUUUACAGUACGAACCUCGAGAACGGCCUAAUCCGAAAUCGUUAGUGGCUGCACUGGCUCCUCUUCAAAAGGAAACAGAGGUUCCUUCAGAUGUCUUGAUGGGAAUUCCACAUAGUGCUGCUACUUUUGCUUCAUUGUCUCCACUUGGUGAAGCAUGUGCAAGAAAGGACUUGACUGCCAUACAUGAAGUUCUGGAAAAACUUGGCUAUAAAGAUGAUGAAGGAGUGGCAAAUGAGUUAUCAUUCCAGAUGUGGACUGAUCAAAUGCAGGAGACAUUGAAUUGUAAGAAAAAGGGCGACGUUGCUUUCCGGCAGAAAGAUUUUAAACUAGCCAUUGAAUGCUACACGCAGUUCAUUGAUGCCGGAACGAUGGUUUCUCCUACAGUCUAUGCACGACGCAGUCUGUGUUAUCUUAUUAGCGACAUGUAUCAGGAAGCACUGAAUGAUGCAGUGCAAACAAGAGUGAUUUCUCCUGUAUGGCACAUUGCAUUUUAUCUUGAAUCUGUUGCACUUGGAGGACUUGGAAUGGAGAAUGAAGCACAAGUAGCAAUCAAAGAAGCUACAACACUUGAAGCUAAGAGGAGUUCAAAUGCUAAACAAAAGUGAAUAAGGCUUUGUACAGAGACAAACCUUUCUUGCUGAUUUAUGUUCUGCAUGAUGAUGAUGACAACCACCACCCCCACAAGAUUAAUUAUUCCAAAGAUUUCAUCUUUGAAUUACACCAUAGAUCCACAACAACAAAGUUGAAUGUGUUUUUUAAGACUACUACUUCAAGGAACAGUGAUUGGAUUGGAUGAGUGUUGGUUAUGACACACCCCUUCCCCCUUUUUUGUUGGGUUGGUUAGGAUGUUCAAUUUAGUUUAUGAUUUGAUUCAUUAAAGCAUGGCUCCUUACUUCUGGCAAAAUUUUUCAUUUUUUUUCAUUUUAUAAAAGGUUGAAAGUGUGAAAAGUGAAUAGCUUUGUUGAUCAUGGCCUUGUAUUUUCAUUAUUUUUUUGUUGGAAUGCCAAGAUAUUGUGUUCAUUUGUUGGUGCCUUGAAUCUUGUGACAUCAAU